GUCCAGUGGUGGAGUGUGGAAUCUCCUACUGCCAGAUCUGUUCUCCUCCGAGUGCUGAGCAAAAAAAAGCAGAACCUUUUUCCCAUCAUGAACACAGACAAGCAUCCUGAAUUUACCUCCUCAGAGGGAGACGGGAUGGCUGUUUGCAGUGAUGUUGCAGAUGUGAAGUCACAAGAGGAGGAAGAAGAGAGAGAGGACAAAUCAUUCAGUGACAAUGGAAUGCAGUGUACCGAAGGUAUGAUAAAGACUGAGGCAGAGGAGAUGGAAGAUAACGAGCAGUAUCUCGAGGCUGAAAAAGAAAGACAGAUUGUGCCCAAGGAGGAAGCAGAGGGGGCCAGUGAGGAUGGGAUGGAGGAAGGAUUUGAUGAGGAGAGGACAGAGGAGGGCGAUGAUGAGGAGAGGGACGGGGAGGGGGAUGAAGAGGGAGAUGCCCUAAACGAGCCACAAGACUUGUCACUGGUCGACUACUCGCGUUACGACAGUGUUGCUCUGUCAGAUGCCCACGCAGCAGCGGCAGAUGGAACCUACGCCCCUGGAGCCACAGGCCCCCGCAUCCAGUCGUCAGGCAAGCUCAGCUGUGACAUCUGUGGCCUGUCCUGCGUCAGCAUCAACGUACUGCUGGUGCACAAGCGCAGCCACACGGGCGAGAGGCCGUUCCACUGCACUCAGUGCGGGGCCUCCUUCACCCAGAAGGGAAACCUGCUUCGCCACAUCAAACUGCACUCCGGGGAGAAGCCUUUCAAAUGCCCCAUGUGCAGCUAUGCCUGCCGACGACGUGAUGCUCUGAGCGGACACCUGCGUACUCAUUCUGUAGAGAAGCCCUUCAAGUGCAACCACUGCAGUCGCAGCUACAAGCAGCGAAGCUCUCUGGAAGAGCACAGAGAGAGGUGCCAUGUGUACAUUCAGAGUAAAGGUCCCACUGAGAGAGAGGACAGCCACACAUCCAGGGCUCAGAUGGGCAGUGAGCGUGCUCUGCUGCUGGACAGGCUCGCCAGCAACGUAGCCAAAAGGAAGAGUUCAAUGCCACAGAAGUUCACUGGCGACAACGGUGUCUGCCUGGACCUGAGCUUUAACAGGGAGCUGGCCCACCAAACCGAUGUCAAGAACCCACCACCAGGCUCCCCCGGGUCAGACGGCCACCAUCAGCAACAACCAGUCCUCACAGGCCAGGACAGUGACCCGGCACCCUCCCACAGGCCCUACCCCAUCCCAUUAAGCCACAAUGACAUCAGCCAUAUGGGCCUCACCAACGGCCACAAGUUGAGCAUGCCACUGCUGGGCCUCUCUCACACCGCCCAGCCACCCCUCGGCAUGGACUCAUUCCACACUGACAGCUCCCAAAUGUCCCAACCUGUCAUGUACAGCUUAGGGCAUCUACUGGGGGGGCUGAACCACCAGAAUGGUGUACCUCACACACAUGCCCAACCCAUCCCCUUGUCUCCUCUGGAGGCUUUGCGAGUGGUGCGGGCCGACGGGGAGGCCGGAGUGCUGCCGGGGGCUGUGUACCCCUGCGGCCACUGCAGGGUGAUUUUCCUGGACUACGUCAUGUUCACCAUCCACAUGGGAUGCCAUGGUUUCCGUGACCCGCUGGAGUGCAAUGUGUGCGGCCACCGCAGCCGGGACUGCUACGAGUUCUCUUCCCACAUAGCCCGUGGCGAGCACCGCCUAGAACUGAAGUAGCUUUCAUUCGUGCUGACGUUCAUGCUUACAUACACAGACAUAUUGUCAGACAAAGAACACUGUUUGAGCACAUACACAGAUUUACACAUAUAAGUAGUUGGCAGUAUCAGACAUAAGGAUGAAGUAGCAUGUCUAUCUCCCUCUCUCUCUUGUGUGUGUGUGUGUGUGUGUGUGUGUGUGUGUGAGUGAGAGAGAGAGGGAGAGAAAGACGUUAUAGAAGUGUGAUGUGUCAGAAUGUUCUUAGUCAUACUGUACUCAUCUGAGAAGGUGGCAUGUAAAGUGUUAAUGCGGGAGUAAUUCUACUUCCUUUA
Molecule: messenger RNA, 1991 nt
Organism: Monopterus albus (swamp eel)
Lineage: Eukaryota; Metazoa; Chordata; Actinopteri; Synbranchiformes; Synbranchidae
Product: zinc finger protein Aiolos-like
Exons: 8
Coding region: 88-1680 (530 amino acids)
Biological process (GO): regulation of transcription by RNA polymerase II
Molecular function (GO): DNA-binding transcription factor activity; RNA polymerase II cis-regulatory region sequence-specific DNA binding
Source: RefSeq, a predicted model, not a curated record